Molecule: messenger RNA, 1083 nt
Organism: Dinoponera quadriceps
Lineage: Eukaryota; Metazoa; Arthropoda; Insecta; Hymenoptera; Formicidae
Exons: 4
Coding region: 1-1083 (360 amino acids)
Biological process (GO): detection of chemical stimulus involved in sensory perception of smell; sensory perception of smell
Cellular component (GO): plasma membrane
Molecular function (GO): odorant binding; olfactory receptor activity
Source: RefSeq, a predicted model, not a curated record
AUGGGCGAUCCCAUAAACGGUCGCAACUCCUUCAUCGUUACCACUUAUCUGGCCAAUAAAGAACAUGAUAUUCGGCUAAUCCGUUGGUUGCUGAAAUCAAUAUGUCUCUGGCCUCGUUCAGGCAAAGCUUCCAUCGUAGACCGAGUGCUCUCGGAAUUUUUAAUAUUCACAUGUUUCUCUUUGUUAUUCAUGACAAUAGUGAGCAUGGGUUUAGUUAUUUUUGUCGAGAAACGUGAAGAUAUGGACGUGAUGAUGAUAAACAUGGGACCCUUCGUAUACCUUCUCAUGACAGUUAUGAAGUAUACUUGCCUGAUAGUGCAUGUCGACGACAUACGCAAAUGCAUAGAUUGCAUUGAGCUCGAUUGGGAUAUCGUGAAAACCGUCGAAGAUUACGAAGUGAUGCUGAAGGACGCCAAGAUCGGUCGCUUCGUAGCGACUUGCAUCACUCUAUUUGUAUACUGCACCAUACAAUCCUAUAACAUCACCAGAUGCUUCAUGAAAACUGUCGUGAAUGUGGAUAAUGUCAGUGUUUUGACUCGCGGAUUACCCUAUCCGUUCUAUAAUGAGAUCGUGGACACGCGCUUCAGUCCGGCGUAUGAAAUAGUCUUGGUUAUACAUUUUGUAUCGGGUUUUCUACUGUGCAAUAUCACCAAUGUCAAUUGCGGACUGAUGGCAAUUUUAGUAAUGCAUGCAUGUGGACAGCUCAAGAUUUUAAUACAAUGGCUAGGCGAUAUUGUGCAGGAGGAUGAUGUUAUUGAUAUCAGCACGGUACAGCAAAAGCUGGGCUUUAUCGUCGAACAUCAUCUACAGGUGAUAAAAUUUGUGUCUCAUACUGAAAAUAUAAUGUAUUUGACAUGCCUUGUUGAAUUGCUUGGAGGUUCGAUAUUAUUAUGUUUCGCCGGAUACUGUUGUCUUACGGCGUGGCAUAAGGCCGAAACAGAAAAUAUUCCAGUAUAUUCUGUAAUAGUAGUUUCCGUUAUAUUGAAUAUUUUUAUAAUUUGUUACAUUGCCGAAGUUCUCAGCGAACAGGUUUUGAAGGCAUCGAUGACUUAUUUAAAUAUGCUACGACAAAUAGCUGUAUAA